This is a messenger RNA of Lampris incognitus (smalleye Pacific opah), 373 nucleotides long. Its product is annotated as ASNSD1 upstream open reading frame protein-like. The record is from RefSeq and is a predicted model, not a curated record. Bases 66 to 308 code for a protein of 80 amino acids. NCBI's taxonomy places the organism in Eukaryota, Metazoa, Chordata, Actinopteri, Lampriformes, Lampridae. The transcript has 4 exons.
UAAGAGUUUAUCGACCACAUCUCAAGGUUAGAUUUGUAUUGUAAGCGCUGCCCCCCCCCGCCAACAUGUCAAAAUACCGAGAAAACGAAGAAGAUUUUGAAGGACUGUCUGCAGUCAAAGAGGAACUAAAUAAAAAGAUCAAGGAGAAGAAGGUUGUAGUAGAUGAACUCUCCAAUCUGAAGAAAAACAGGAAAGUCUACACCCAACAGCGCAACAGCAACAUCUUUUUCCUGUCAGACAGAGUUCAGACACUCAGCUCAUGCAAAAGGGAAUUGGAUGACAUGAAAAAGGAAUUGCAAGAUAUGUAGAACUGACCCUUUCUGGGAAAACAUCACCACAGCCAUGUGUGGCAUCUUUUGUUUGUUGAGAUUGU